CCUUCAUGAUGAGAUCAGUGUCUUUAUAAGCGCUCCCCACAGCACUUACACUUCCUUUAAAAAACAAAACCUUCACUUCCCCUAUAGUUUGCACUCUUAUUCUGUCUAUAACUCUUUUGACAUCAUUUUCUCUUUUCCCUUGCCACUUUUUAGUUAUCUUGCCCAAUUUGACCCCAUUUUCUUCGCUACUACUAGCAAUGUCCACCUCCAAAACCUUGGAUAAACCCUGCAAGGGCUGUGAGCCUGUUACAGUAAUGGAGUGUAACAUAUCCCCAUCUAGAAGAGGCCGGAGAAAGCCAGCCGAGCCAGGGAGGUUUCUCGGGGUGAGGCGGCGUCCUUGGGGCCGAUAUGCUGUUGAAAUCAGGGACCCAACAACAAAAGAAAGGCACUGGCUUGGCACAUUUGACACUGCUCAGGAAGCAGCUCUGGCUUAUGACAGGGCUGCAUUGUCCAUGAAAGGCACCCAAGCAAGAACCAACUUUGUCUACUCUGACAACUCUACUUUCCACUCUCUGAUGGCUCCAUUUGAUAAGCAAUCCCUCUUACUAACAUCACAGUUAAACCUCACUACUACUCAGAAUGAACAGCCCUCAGAUUGGAAUAGCACUCCAAUCAAGCCCAGCAGUGAGGGGGCAGAAACUUCAUAUGGGAAAGCAGAUGAUAAUAGUUUCUUCUUUUCUAAUGAUUCUAACUCAGGCUACUUGGGAUGCAUAGUUCCCGACAACUGCUUGAGACCUCUUUCCAAUCCCAGCGAGCUCUCAGCCAUGAACAGCAGCCCGUCGAUGGAGUAAGAUGGAAGCAUAGGAGCUUCGUAUCCAAUUAUGGACAAUCCUAGUUAUGAUAUGGUGCCUCUGGCCGCCUCUUCAACCUCCUGCCUCCAUAAUUUCUUCUUACGGUGAUUUAGUUGACUUGGGCUAUUCCCUCUUUUGAGUGUACGUUCAUG
Messenger RNA from Carya illinoinensis, 943 nucleotides. RefSeq names its product ethylene-responsive transcription factor ERF086-like. Gene Ontology annotation, biological process: regulation of DNA-templated transcription. Gene Ontology annotation, molecular function: DNA-binding transcription factor activity; DNA binding. Bases 198 to 791 code for a protein of 197 amino acids. NCBI's taxonomy places the organism in Eukaryota, Viridiplantae, Streptophyta, Magnoliopsida, Fagales, Juglandaceae. The transcript has a single exon. The record is from RefSeq and is a predicted model, not a curated record.